This is a messenger RNA of Monodelphis domestica (gray short-tailed opossum), 498 nucleotides long. RefSeq names its product cystatin-A1-like. Gene Ontology annotation, cellular component: cytosol. Lineage: Eukaryota; Metazoa; Chordata; Mammalia; Didelphimorphia; Didelphidae. The record is from RefSeq and is a predicted model, not a curated record. Gene Ontology annotation, molecular function: cysteine-type endopeptidase inhibitor activity.
UGAGGUCCUCAGCACUUCAGUUCCAGCAUCUCUUUCUGCAGUGAUUACCAACAACUACUGCCAAGAUGAUGGCCGGAGGUUUAAGCGAAGCUCGACCUGCAACUGAAGAAAUCCAGAAGAAGGUUGAUCAGGUGAAGUCACAAUUUCAAAAAAAGUCCAAUGUAGAAUGUACAGAAUUUAAAGCUGAAAGUUACAAAACUCAAGUGGUUGCUGGGACCAUUUAUUAUGUAAAGGUACAUAUUGGGAACAAUAAAUAUAUACAUAUGAAAAUAGUUGAACCUCUUCCUCAUACAAAUAAUCCACUGGAGCUGUUGGACUACCAGUGUGACAAAACCAAGGAUGAUGAAUUGGUUUACUUUUAAUGGCAAAUACCAGAAGGCAUCUGUUUGCUGUCAUGAGCAUCCUGUGCCCAUAAGAACAUUUGAAAUGAAAUAUAAAAAGAUUUUCACAUUAAUGACAUAUUGGUUAUAUUAUGAAUAAAAAUUAAUCUGGAAUUAU